Molecule: messenger RNA, 1623 nt
Organism: Anoplopoma fimbria (sablefish)
Lineage: Eukaryota; Metazoa; Chordata; Actinopteri; Perciformes; Anoplopomatidae
Gene: grsf1
Product: G-rich RNA sequence binding factor 1
Exons: 10
Coding region: 91-1278 (395 amino acids)
Biological process (GO): regulation of RNA splicing
Cellular component (GO): ribonucleoprotein complex; nucleoplasm
Molecular function (GO): RNA binding
Source: RefSeq, a predicted model, not a curated record
CUUGUUAGCCUGUUAGCCUGUUAGCUCUGCCCUUGACCGACCCACGUGAGUCCGUCCAGCUUCCUGCAUGCUACAUUAGCUUAAGCUAACAUGUCCCGUCACAGCAGGUCUCUGUUGUCUCUCCUGCAGCGGUGUGUCGCCGUCAGGCCGGGGACGUUUCCCGCAGCAUGCAGCAGCAGCAGCGGGGUGCUGUCGGCCGGGUGGACGCUCACUCUGCAGCCGGGAUGGAGGUCCUCAGCCCGGGUACUCUGCCCGCUGCUGUCCGCAGUGAGAACCAGCCAGCACAGCUUCUGCACCAAGGCAGGAGCACCUUGUGAGGACGACUACCCGCCGCUGCCGGCCUAUACGUCUGAUCCAGAGGCAGAGAAGAAGGAGGUGUACAUCAUGCAGGUGAAAGGUCUCCCCUGGUCCUGCUCGGCUCAGGACAUCCUGCAGUUCUUCUCAGACUGUAGGAUCCGUGACGGGGUGAAGGGCAUCCAUCUCACCGUGGACCGGACGGGGAGGCCGUCGGGACAAGCCUUCAUCGAGGUGGAGCACGAGGAGGACGUCAGCAAAGCUCUGGAGAAGCACCGGCAGUACCUCGGCCCGAGAUAUGUGGAAGUGUACGAAGUGGCGAACAGCGACGCUGAAGCCAUCCUGCAGAAAGUCGUCCAGGCUCCAGCUGGCAGCGGGGUGGUGCGUCUCAGAGGACUCCCCUUCUCCUGCACAGAGGAAGACAUCGUCCAGUUCUUUUCGGGUUUGGACAUCAUGGAGAAAGGGAUCACCGUCGUCCUGGACCGCAAAGGAAGAAACUCUGGAGAAGCUUUUGUGCAGUUUUCCUCCCAAGAAGCAGCUGAUGAAGCUCUGAAGAGAGACAGACAAGAAAUCGGAAACAGAUACAUCGAGGUGUUUCCCAGCAGAAGGGACCAGAUUAGUUCUAAUUGGAAGAAGAAGAGUUUAGCUUCUCCUCUCACCGGCCUUCCGUCAGCAAACAGGAACGCCUUUGCCUCACAGAACAGAACUGGAUCCGCUCAGGGCUCAGUGUCUCACUACGUCCACAUGAGAGGACUUCCCUUCCAAGUGUCCGGAGAAGACAUUGUUAAGUUCUUCUCUCCUCUAGUUGUGUCUAAGAUCCUGAUAGAAUGCAGUCCUGAGGGGAGGCCCAGCGGAGAGGCCGACGUUUACUUCAGCUCCCACCAGGACGCCUCGACCGCCUUGUCCAGAGACAGAAUGUUCAUCGGAGAAAGAUACAUCGAGUUAUUCCUGAACUCUGACCAAGAAUCUGGUGGAAGGAGGUGAACACAGAGAUGGCAAACACAGACAAACGCAGGAGUAUUGUAAUUUAUUUUCCGGCCUUGAACGUUGAACAAUAAGCAUUCGUGGUGUCAAAAGACGAACUUCAUUUUCUUCACUGAUUCUAUCCAACAAGAGGCAGUUAACUACAGUUUGAGAUCAACAUAAACAGCUUAUAAAUAAACAUGUAUUCCACUGAGUCAUUGUAGUGAAACCGUUAUGAUAUGGCACAAAAUGCAGUUUUCUUAUGAUUUGUUUUGACGUCCACAGAGAGAAAUCAGAAGAUAAUAUGAAGGUGGUAUAUGAGAGUCAUUAACUAAUAAUGUCCCAAAUGGAAAUAAAAUAUUUUUU